AUGGAGCCGCUGUUAGACGCUGAAAACCAUCUGAUCAAAACUGACGAUGAUAACUCAACCAAUGGCCACAUAGACACCACGUUCAGUUCCACAGUGGCUUCAGCUAUCCAUAGUGAACAACGAAUGAUUCAAUUGAACAUUAAACUUGAAUCUAAAAUUGACUUGCCUGCUAUUCGUGUUUUGAGACGUGUAGUUGAUUCAUAUGUUAAUGUCAACCAAUUGCUUAGUAUUUUAGUUAGUUUGGGUCAUCUUACGGAGAUCCAAGUGAAAAAUUUCAUUACCAAUGAAAUCUUAACUAAUUUGGCUUAUAAUGGGAUCACCGCCAAUCAAAAAUUAUAUAACGAUUAUCGUGAACAUGAGAAUGCUGAGUUACGAGGGAUUUGGAUUCCUUAUGAUAAAGCUGUUGACAUUGCCUUAAAGUUUGAUAUCUAUGAGUUUGUCAAGAGAUUGUUCUUGGUAGAUGUUCACGAUUUUGAUCAGCUACCAAGAGUUACCAAGAGAGCUCUUGAUAAUACAAGUGAUGAUGAUAAGUCUUCCAAACACUUAGGUUCACCACCUAAAAAGAUCAAGUUAGAAGCUUCUUCAAACACUGGGGAACCAAACAGCUCGGAUUCACUUGAAAAAAGCGAACAAAUAGCAUCUUUGGUUGUGAAAUUGGCUAAAAACAAUAAUAAUGCUCCUUAUCCAUUGCCACCUAUAACGUCAUAUGAUUUGGAAGAUGAUGAAAUCCAACAAUUGAAAUUGAAAUAUAGUGAAGUGUUCAAAAGAGAUAAUGAAGAUCCUUUAUCAAGUGAUGAAAUAGAAUCUGUUUUUUCCUCCAUUAAAUCUAAAUCCAGUGAUGUCCCUCUAGAUCAAAGUGGUGCUACAGCAUUACACUUUGCUUCUGCAUUAGCUUCUUUGAAUUUGGUUUCGAGUUUCAUUAAAUUGGGUUUAAAUUCCCCUAUAAGAGGGAAGAAUAAUGGCGAAACCCCCCUUAUAUCAACUAUAAUGGUUACCAAUGCUAUGGAAAAGGGGAAUUUUGUUACUCUUUUGAAAUAUUAUCUUUACCCUAAUUUAUGGUUAUAUUCCAAUUCCGAUUGGUCAUUCCUUCAUUAUUUGGCCAGUCAAUCCAAUAGUCUUUUUGAAUGUUCGAAAUUUUAUCUCACCAAGAUUUUGGAGGUGAUUCUUGAGAAUAAUCAAAAGGACUUCUACAACUUGAUAGCCAAAGUCGUCAACUUACAAGAUAAAGAACAUGCAAACACCUGUUUACAUUUAGCAGCGGAAAGAGAAUCGAAAUGGUUAAUCAGUUUACUCUUAAGCUUACAUGCUGAUCCCAAUAUCGAGAAUAAUCAAGGAGUCAAAGCUAAUGACUUUGAUAUUGUUAAGGAAGUUGUAGAGAAUAAAAAAGACUAUGAGAAUGAUUUAAUAUUUGAAUUAGUAAACACUGGAAUUGAAUUUAUGAAUUAUCGAUUAGAAGUGGGUGGAGCUAAUUCAUUUGUGGACGAAGUGGAUACUAUUUCUACUCAUCCCCCAUCACCUCCAACUACAGCAACUACAGCAGCUGUUGAAACAGAUGAAUCAUCAGAUACUAUGUUGGAUAUUUCUGGUAAGAUAUUCCGAAGCAUUCAAGAUUUAAUGACUAGUACAAAUAAAGAAUAUGAAACCAUUAUAAAUGCCAAAAGACAUCAAAUAAAACAAUUGAAUGAAUCGCUUAAAGAAGCUACUAUUGUUACUGCCAAUAAUCGAUUUAUGACUAAGAAAAUGAUGGAAAAAUUAUUGCAACUUGAUAAUUUACGACUACAAAAUAGUAACAUGGAUGAUCGAUUAGAAAAUGCAAAGAAACAAAUUCCAGAUGAUGAAGAUGAAGAAGGAGGAAAUGGUGAUAUUGAAAAUAAACAAUUUGAUGCCGAUGCACCCUUUAUCAUCAAACCGUUAUAUGAACGACUAGUGAAUGGAGAACCCAUUGAAGAUUUGAAGCAAAGCAAGCACUUGAUGGAACUUUUACCGUCAGUAUCAAUUCUACGGGCUAGAGUUGAUUCUUAUGAAGAAGUUACCAAACAAAUUGAACAAGAAUUAGAAUCCUUAACUAACUAUACUGAAUUGACGGAGAAGUUCAAGAAAGUUGUCAGUAUAUGCACUGGAGUUGAUGUCAAUGAAGUUGAUGAUUUAUUAGAUGGGCUAUUAGAAGCAGUUGAAAUCCAACAAUAA
Messenger RNA from Lizanozyma spartinae, 2187 nucleotides. RefSeq names its product transcriptional regulator (gene SWI6). The transcript has a single exon. Bases 1 to 2187 code for a protein of 728 amino acids. Gene Ontology annotation, cellular component: SBF transcription complex; MBF transcription complex. Lineage: Eukaryota; Fungi; Ascomycota; Pichiomycetes; Serinales; Debaryomycetaceae. Gene Ontology annotation, molecular function: protein binding; DNA binding; transcription coactivator activity. The record is from RefSeq and is a predicted model, not a curated record.